UUGGAGCCUCUGGUAAGCUCCUGUGACCCGUGCAUCCCUUUGGAGAGGAAGAGGAGGGAGAGGCCUGCUUUCUCUGGAAUCCAGUGGUCACAUCCCCACCUGAAUGCCCACCUCAGGUGUCGUCAACAUGGAGUUCUGAAGUCCCUGUGGUUCCUCACAGUGAACCAGGUCUUAAGGAAGAUGCAGAGACGCCACAGCAGCAACACGGAUAACGUUCCACCUGAAAGAAAUCGCAGUCAAGCGCUCAGCUCUGAGGCGAGUGUGGACGAAGGCGGAGUCUUUGAGAGUCUGAAGGCAGAAGCGGCCUCCCCGCCAGCACUCUUCUCCGGCUUAUCGGGCCUCCCGACAGGCAGCCUCCCCGCCACCCCUUUCCCGUCCAGCCUGGUGUUGGGGGCCGCGGCGGGCGGCGGGGACGUGUUCCUCCAGAUGCCCACAUCCAGGGAGGAAGGCGGGGGCCGCGGUGAGGGGGGCGCCUACCACCACCGCCAGCCCCACCACCACUUCCACCAUGGCGGCCACCGCGGGGGCUCCCUGCUGCAGCACGUGGGCGGGGACCACCGCGCGCACUCCGACGAGGCAGGCGACGAGCAGCCCGGGACGCCUGCCCCGGCCCUGUCCGAGCUGAAGGCCGUGAUCUGCUGGCUCCAGAAAGGGCUGCCCUUCAUCCUCAUCCUCCUGGCCAAAGUGUGCUUCCAGCAUAAGCUUGGCAUUGCCGUGUGCAUUGGGAUGGCCAGCACCUUCGCCUAUGCCAACUCCACGCUCCGGGAACAGGUCUCUCUAAAGGAGAAGAGGUCGGUGCUGGUCAUUUUGUGGAUCUUAGCCUUUCUGGCGGGAAACACCCUGUAUGUGCUCUACACGUUCAGUUCCCAGCAGCUGUAUAACAGCCUCAUAUUCCUGAAGCCCAACCUGGAGACGCUGGACUUCUUUGACCUGCUGUGGAUCGUGGGCAUCGCAGACUUUGUGCUCAAGUACAUCACCAUCGCCCUCAAGUGCCUUGUCGUGGCCCUGCCCAAGAUCAUCCUGGCCGUCAAGUCCAAGGGAAAGUUCUAUCUGGUCAUCGAGGAGUUGAGCCAGCUGUUCCGCUCACUCGUUCCCAUCCAGCUGUGGUAUAAAUACAUCAUGGGUGACGAUGCCUCCAACAGCUACUUCCUCGGAGGGGUCCUGAUCGUUCUCUACAGCCUCUGCAAGGAAUGGCGAAAGAGAUCCCGAACAAUCCUUGGAUACUUUUCAGCCAUCACCUCGCUCUCCUUUCAGUCUUUCGACAUUUGUGGCCGCGUGGGUGGAGUUAGGAAAGCCCUGAAGCUUCUCUGCACCUCUCAGAAUUAUGGAGUCCGGGCCACUGGGCAGCAGUGCACAGAAGCUGGUGAUAUCUGUGCUAUCUGCCAGGCUGAGUUCCGAGAGCCUCUGAUCCUUAUGUGCCAGCACGUGUUCUGUGAGGAGUGCCUCUGCCUCUGGCUGGACCGGGAGCGCACCUGCCCGCUCUGCCGCUCGGUUGCCGUGGAUACCCUGCGCUGCUGGAAGGACGGGGCCACUUCGGCACACUUCCAGGUGUACUAGGGCUGAAGACUGCAGCAUCGCUGCUCCCAGGCGCACCGGGGAGAUGACGGAGGGUCAGCGGUGUUGGGUCCAACUCCGGGGGCUUCCUGGGGAAAAGUCCUCAAGCACUGACUGUCCUCCUUCCUGCCUCUCUCCAUCUCUUCCUCUAAAGCCAGGCCCCUGUCGCCUUCCCCACCUUCACCUUCCUCUCUUGUUCUGAUCGUGGUGUGUGCAUCCUACCCCUACACACGGGGACGCCUUCUCACUCAGCCUUGGUCUCCACCUACGUAGGCCUCCCACUUCCCUCCAAGUCAAGGAACUGGUAAUGGACCAAGUCCCACCUGUUGAUUAUUUUAACUCGUGGUGACCUAAUACCUGAUGCUGCAAACUAGAGAGAGGCCUGGAGAUACUGUCUCCCCCUAAAUGGCCCAAGUCCGCAGAUGAGAAUCACUGUGAAGUAUUUUCCAAAUACAAAUGCUGGGCCCCACCUUAUCCCUACAGGAACUACGUGUACCAGACACUUAGUGUGAGCCAGGCACAGCGCUGAGCCUCCUGCCCGGACGACCUCCUGUAAUCCUCACAAGAGCCCUAUGGCGGAGGUACUGUUGUUUCCUUCGUUUCACAGAUGAGGAAAGUGAGGCAUAGAGCUCCAUGUGGAAACUUUCCCAGGGUCACCCAGUGAGCAAUGUUGGACCAAGUUUCCAACCCGGGCCUGUCUGGCUUCGGAGCCUGACUUAACCACAUGCUGACCCACUGCUCAGACGCUUCAGGUGUGGGGCCUCCCAGACAUGUUUCUUUAAAAGCAUAAGAGGUGAUUCUGACGCCCUUCAGUGGCUCAGGUGCAUAGCACGUUCGAUUUGGACUGCAUUGAGAAUGCUAAUAGUGAACACUAGCUCCUGAAAUCUGGUCGUGGUUGGGUCCAUGGAAAGACUUGGUCCUUAAAAGUGCUGUUUAGCUGGACUCUGGUGGGGAUGCUCAAUCGUGAUUGGCUAUCAGGAAAGGCCAGCUCUGGUGCAGAUGCAGAUGUCAUGGGGUGUCCACUCCCAUCUUUACUUCUCUCCUCCUCCUUUUG
This is a messenger RNA of Balaenoptera ricei (Rice's whale), 2608 nucleotides long. It is a transcript of the gene RNFT2, whose product is annotated as ring finger protein, transmembrane 2. Gene Ontology annotation, molecular function: ubiquitin protein ligase activity. Bases 181 to 1557 code for a protein of 458 amino acids. The transcript is spliced from 10 exons. Lineage: Eukaryota; Metazoa; Chordata; Mammalia; Artiodactyla; Balaenopteridae. Gene Ontology annotation, biological process: positive regulation of ERAD pathway. The record is from RefSeq and is a predicted model, not a curated record.